CACCCUCUCCCCGCCUCCGGCCGCCGGCGCAGCAGUGGUGGCUAGUCAUCUCCAAAAGGGGCCCUCCGACUCCUCGCGGGCCAGUCCGGCCCUUGGUCGUGGCGCCCUGGAGUACUCUCUCGGGUCCCUGAGCCGCGAUCCCUUUUCCCCAGAGUUGUGAACAACUUUCCCCGGUGUCUGGCGCUACUGUGGCUUGGGGACCUUUGCCGCUGCAGGUUGCUGAACUCCGGGCCCCGCACCUCGGCUUCGCGCUUCUUAGGUCCACUCCCUUUUCUGGUGCACCCUGGGGGUCCCCGACCUCGGCUUUAAGGGCGAGAUGCCUCUAGGACACAUCAUGAGGCUGGAUCUGGAGAAAAUCGCCCUGGAGUACAUAGUGCCCUGUCUACACGAGGUCGGCUUCUGCUACCUGGACAACUUCCUGGGCGAGGUGGUGGGAGACUGCGUCCUGGAGCGUGUCAAGCAGCUGCACUACAACGGGGCCCUGCGGGACGGCCAGCUGGCCGGGCCGCGCGCCGGAGUCUCCAAGCGGCACCUGCGGGGCGACCAGAUCACGUGGAUCGGGGGCAAUGAGGAGGGCUGCGAGGCCAUCAGUUUCCUCCUGUCCCUAAUCGACAGGCUGGUCCUGUACUGCGGGAGCCGGCUAGGCAAAUACUACGUCAAGGAAAGGUCCAAGGCAAUGGUGGCUUGUUAUCCAGGCAACGGAACAGGUUAUGUUCGCCAUGUGGACAACCCCAAUGGUGAUGGCCGCUGUAUCACCUGCAUCUACUAUCUGAACAAGAAUUGGGAUGCGAAGCUACAUGGUGGGAUCCUGCGGAUAUUUCCAGAAGGGAAAUCAUUCAUAGCUGAUGUGGAGCCCAUUUUUGAUAGACUCCUGUUCUUCUGGUCAGAUCGCAGGAACCCGCAUGAAGUCCAGCCUUCCUAUGCCACCAGAUAUGCUAUGACUGUUUGGUACUUUGAUGCUGAAGAAAGGGCAGAAGCCAAAAAGAAAUUCAGGAAUUUAACUAGGAAAACUGAAUCUGCCCUUACUGAAGACUGACUGUGCUCUGAAAUCUGCUGGCCUUGUUCAUUUUAGUAAUGGUUCCAGAAUUCUCUUUUAAGAGUUGAGAUCCAAAGAUGACCUCUUCAUUGACCAUAAGUUCCCCUCUACUGCUUGCAUCCCUCACAUCCCUGUCUUGUAUGUGGUACUUCAUGUUUUCUUGCCAGGACUUCUUGGACUGUCUUCUCCAGAUGAAUUCAUUUGCUAACUCCAGAAAGACCUGCAGACAUCCUCGUUGGCCAGCAGUUUAACUGAUAGAUUUGGUGAUACUGGCUAUCAAAACUAGACCCUGGGAGCACAGAAAUGAAUUUUAUUUGCACUUUAUUUACAUUUCCUGAUUUGAAAGGAGGAGGUUUGCAAAGAAACCAAUUUGUGACAUACGCCACAGAGAGACAUCACUGAAGCCUGAACAGAAGGAGAUAGAAAUUGGUGUCAUCUGAACCAUUUCCAGAUGUUGUUAAUCCAGAGCUGUUGGAGUUUCUGGAGAAUUACUACAACCCAAUGAAAAAUGACCUCUAGAAAGGGCUGCUGUCAUAGUGAUCGAUUUGUAAGUGUCCCAUGGUGCAGACACUCCUUUUUCCUUAUCUUACAAUUUGGACUUUAUGCUUCUGUCCCAUUUUGCUAAAAAUAAUGAUUUUCUGAUUGAAGAGUAUAUCACCAUUCAUUCUUUAUUUUCCCUUCUACCUGGAGACACCACUUACCCAGAGGCCCAAACUAGACAUUAAUUGUUUUGUUGGAUUGGGAAUUUGAAUUUAAAUCAGAGGACAAAAGUCUACUUGGUAGUUUAGGGUUAGCCUCUGAAAAGAGUGUGAAGAGAGCUAGAUCUGUUGAUAGACAGUGAACGUGUGUGCAGUGUGAACAGUUGUUUGAGAAGGAAGAUGGAGUCGGAAAUAUGGGUGUUCUCUCUUUUUUUUUUCAGUGUUCCUUCCUUUUUAAUGAGCCCACCCUUCUUUAACAAAAUAAAAAAGGAUAGGGUGUCAUUGUCAAGAGGAAAUGGAAAUUUAAAAAAAUCUCAAAGCUAUUUGAGUUCUUUUACAUUGUGUGUCCCUACUGGACUUUCUUUAGCCAACUUGACUCCUCAGAUCCACUGUGGUUGGCAGUGCUUCAGGAACUCUGCGUUGAGCACCUAUUUUAUGAAAGUCACCCUUCCUAGUUUUCAAUUCUACGUUUGAAUUUUUAAAGGCCCAUUAAUUUCCUACUUGAAAAUCUUGUAAACAUUAAAGACUCAGAAACAUUUUCUUUGGUUGGGCAUGGAUAUCUAGUCUUUUCAAGAAAUAAAUUUUUUCCUUCUAUGGUUUUGGAAGAUUUCUACGUAAGACUUGUCAUUCAUUCUCACAACUGCUCUAUUUUGUUUUAUCGUAGUACUUAUCACCUUCUAACUUACUAUGUAAUAUACUUAUUUAUUACGUUCAAUGUCUUGUAUCCUUCCUCUAGAGUGUAAGCACAAUGAAGACAGGGAUUUUGUAUGUUUUUAAUCAAUGCAAUAUAUUUCCAGCACCUAAAAUAGGGUCUGGUGCAUAGUAAAGGCUCAGUAAAUACUUGUUGAAUAAACUCAGUCUCCUCUGUUA
Messenger RNA from Marmota monax (woodchuck), 2604 nucleotides. It is a transcript of the gene Egln3, whose product is annotated as egl-9 family hypoxia inducible factor 3. Gene Ontology annotation, biological process: peptidyl-proline hydroxylation to 4-hydroxy-L-proline; cellular response to hypoxia. Gene Ontology annotation, cellular component: cytoplasm; nucleus. The coding region runs from base 317 to 1036 and encodes 239 amino acids. NCBI's taxonomy places the organism in Eukaryota, Metazoa, Chordata, Mammalia, Rodentia, Sciuridae. The transcript has 5 exons. The record is from RefSeq and is a predicted model, not a curated record. Gene Ontology annotation, molecular function: peptidyl-proline 4-dioxygenase activity; L-ascorbic acid binding; ferrous iron binding.